AUUUAGACAUUACGUAUAAAUUAGUUUAGGCUUUCGAAUAUGAUUAUAAACUUGAAUUUUAAAAAAUUUAAUGAAAAAUUUUCUUGAAGAAUUUUUUGAACGAGUACGCUAAUAAUCAACAAAACUAUUUAGAGACAGUUGGAUCUGAUACAGACCUUUGUUUAGUAUGCCAUCAGAAUCAUCUAACUCAACUGUUACAAGAAGCAGCUAGAAAUAAAGAAUUUUUUUUUAUAGUGGAUACGUUUAUUGAUUGUUUAAAUGUAAAGAACAACGUCAUAAAUAUAAACAAAAGAAAGUCGUUUUAAAAACUUUAUGAAUCAGUAGACGACUUUGUCGGUUGAUUGAAUCACUAGAGUGAUAAAUUGUAAAAAGAGUCAACAUAAUCAACAAGAAAGAGUCUAAUAAUCAACAAGAAAGAAGUUUUGAUGAAAGGUUGAAAUAGACAAAUUUAUUGAACGUAGUUGUAAAAGUUUUACUUAGCUCUGGUGUUCAGUUAUUUAGUCGUAAAAAAUUUGCAGAAAGGUAUUCUAUCAGCGUUUUUAACUAGAAUAUCUAAGCAAUCAGAUCACAGCAUUCAGUUUAUCUAAUUACUGGUAUUUUUUAAUAAAAUCUUGUUAAUGGAGGGAAAAAGUUUCCAUAUUGAAAAAAAUAACCAAAUGGAGUUGUUCAUUCAUCAUGUAUUUCUCACUCGACAACUGCCCUACAGAGAAGAAGAGGAAAACAGUUCUGGAACGUUAUUAAAACUUGUCUAUAGUUAUUUACCUAACAAUAAAACGCCAAUGCCGGGUCUAAAUUCCGUUCGAAAGACAAUGAAAAUUUGGAAAAGUAUACAAUGUAGCUCAGUAAGUGAAGUUCAAAUUAGGGACUCACUUGUUGCUUUGGAGCCCGGUCAAACAUUUGCUAUAUAUGUUCGAGCUCAUAAUUCUGUAAUUACUGUUAGAUUAUCUAAUGACAAUAAUGCUCUUAUGAGUGUGUUCAGAGCUUUACCAAGUAAUGAAAAGGUUUUAAUUGAAGGAGAUUUGUUUCAAACAUUUCCAGAACGAGCAGUUUCAAUUCCAUUUGAUCGGUUGUUAUCUGAUGCGUUUUCAAGGCAAGUUGCUAUAUUGUGCAACAAAGUGUACGAAAAUACAUUGACAACAGCUUUAAAAGCUGGUGUUAAAUAUCCUGACUAUUUUGAUGUUGCCGAACCCGUGUUUGUUAUUUCUUGGUUGUUGGGAGCAAUGUCUGGAGCAAUACAAGGAGAGGAAAGUUUUGAGCGUGUUCACAAAGUAAUACGUCACGAGGUUUUAUACGGAAAAGGAUCUGAAAAUCCAUGGCGCCGUUCUGGAGAGUGGUUUGCAAUUAAAUGUGUUCUUCAAAUAAUGCUUGUGAUAGAGCUUGGAAAAAAUGAAGGAACAGUUGUUUACAAGUCUUUGAUGAUUUAUAUCAUGACUAGUUUUCUUGAAGAUCUUCCAGACACUUAUAAAGAUACUGAUAUUAUCAUGCAGAUGUUAAGCAAGGUAAGUAGAAGAAUGACAAAGUUGAAAAACUAUAUUGAUAGUUCCAACCAAAACAUGAAAUUAUCUAAUCAAACAAUUACAUGGACAAAUAUUGUAUUUAAAAAUGGAUGCGAUAUUUUGCUAAAAAGGAGACAUGAGGCAGACAAUCGCUGGAUUAACCACAAAAAAAGUUGUUCCAAGUUUGCAAUGGUUAAAAUAUUUGAGCUUCGCCCUUGUGAACAUAUAAUUCAUAACUUAAAUAGUUUGACAAUUACUCGGAUAGAGCAAGCAUUUAAACAAGAAAGCAACUCAAAAGUGGAUAUAAAAAAUUCAAAAUGUACGAGCCGCAAUACUUGGUCUGGAAAUGUAAAUUUUCUAUUUGAUAUUAGCUUUCUUGAAAACUCCAAUCAAAACAACGAAACAGAAAUAAAACUUUAUGAUUUUGAAGUUUGGGUAAGAACAGUGUUGUGGAAAGAUUUUUUGCUAAAUAUCACAGAGUUUCUUGAAAACAGUUCCCAGUUGUUUGAUUUGUUUUAUAAAUAUCUUGAAAUAAGUUUAGUCUUGUACGCUAAUGAUCCAGUUGGAUUAAGCCAAAUGGUUUUAACACUACUUCUAAUAACUGCCGCAUUAGAUUCAAUUGCUUUAAAAAAAUUUCCUUUACUGGCUGAAUAUCAUAGUAGUUUUGAAGAUAAGUACUUUGAUAGCUUACUAACACCAUUACUUGAAGAUAUGAAGUAUUUACAUUCUGUUAAAGGCUAUUUUUCAAAAAGAAAUACAUUGGCUAAUUAUCCAAGCAUCAUAUCAAACAACUUAAAUGAGAAUUCAUUUGGACCAAGGCUAGCUAAUAAAAAUGAAACAAUGCAACAAAUACGAAAAGAUAUUCUUAUGUAUGCUGAGAAACAACGUGAAAAAAAAAUAAUAGAGUUUCAACAAAGUUUUGAUUGUUACAACAAUUUGAUAGCAAAGUAUCCGAUAAGAAGUCAUUAUCAUUUUUGUAAAGCUAAUAAAAGAUGCUGUGAAUGUGAAACAUAUAAAAAAGCUUAUUAUAUGACAAUUGAAAGAUAUGAAGACCCGAUUCCUGAAAAUUGCGAUUGGAAACAAAAUGCUAUAGUUUUUGAACUGUCUAUACCAGUCAGUAUACGAUGUCUUCGUGAUGCUCUGGUUUUGGUUCAUAAUAAUUUAGAUGAAAAACAAUUUCAAAAGGUUUUUAUUGAACAGCAAUGGAAGUCACAUCCGCAGUUGGGUUCAUGGGUCAGUUCAGAAUGCCUAAAAUCUUUAGUUUCUAUUGGAAGUAAUGCUGCAUUGAUAUCGUCGUCCCGCUUUAGACUCCGACUAAUAAAUUCUUGUUCAGAUGUUCUUGUACCUUGUGGACUUUCUAUUAAACUUUUUAUAAAGUACAAAAAUGAAGACGUUGAAUGUAAGAUUGUUGAUUAUGAACAAAUAAAUAAAAAUUUUUACACAAUGAAAGUUUGGAACAAAUCUUAUGAAAUUGAUGAGACAUGGAUUGAAGGAACAACUCAUACAGAAAACGAAGUUUUAGCUUCUCAAAUAAAGUGUCCUUUGAAUCUUAAACUCGAUGAAUAUAAAGCAUUUGGUUCAUUACGAGCAGGUCACCGUUUACAACUUAGAAAGUUGCUUAAAGCAAUUGAAAUGCGUUCAUUAAGUUUUGAAAGCCCAACUGUAUUUGCUUUAAUUGCACAAGCACUAUGGCAAGCAGGGCCUGCAUUUAACAAAGAUAAUAGGAUACUAUCAGAUAAUAUUCAUGAUCCUGUUUUAUAUUUUGAAAGUCACUCUGAUCUUAAAAAUGAUGGAUUUUGUCAUGUGCUGAUAGAAACUUUAUCUAAUUUUUUAGAAAUCAUUAAAAAAAACUGGAAGAAACACAAUCAACUCCAUAUAGUUAUUAUAAUUACUCUAAGAAUUUUUUCUUUGUCAAGUGCUGAAAUUCGUUUUGAAGCAUCUGAGCUUUUAUUACGAUGCCGUUCAAUUGCUCAAAAAUGGGCUGAUGAAAUUGAACAUUUACUUUCUAAAUUGACGUCAGCAAAUUUACAUGAAAUCCAAGAAACGCGUUUAAAGCUAAUCGAUGUUGCUGCAUUUAUAGCGCUUACUUUUGACGUUGAUAGAUGCCAUGAAAAUAUAAUUAAUAAAGAAUCGCUAGUUUAUUGGCUACAAUCAGUAGCUCGAAUUCACGAUAAUGUUUGUUUAGGUAACAAUUGUUUUGAUACAGAGAGAAAUAAUUUGCUUCGAAGAGUCAGACAAAUAGGGUUGCGUUUUGAAAAUAUUGUUAGGAACACGUUUGAAAACACUUUAGAAAGUACAUAUAUAUUUAAUAAAUUUCUUUCAAUUCAUUGGGCAGAUUUUUGCAAAGGUAGUUGCAGUAAUGUUUGGGUAUCUCACUCACCACCAUCUCAAACAUGGUAUUAUAACACAUUUGUUUCCGAUAACUUAUCAGUAACAUUACAAGUUAAUGUUUUGAGUGGCAAGUUUCUUGUUGAUGGAAAUCCUGUCGGGCGCCUUCCAGAUACCAUUACUAAAUCAUCUGUUUAUCAAAGAAUUUUUGGUGAGCAUGUUUUUGAUGUGCAACCAUCUGCUGAACAAUUUUCUACAUUUAUAAGUGUUCACAAUUUUCAAGGCUCGAGGUUUUUAUUUUCUAAUCGAACACAUGGACAAGUAGUUGUGGAACGGUCCAGAUCAGGUAACGAGUACGAACUGAUUCCUUCUGACGUGUUUAACGGACUUUUCCCAAACCAUUUUAUUAAUAAAUACAGUCACUGGUUGUGUAAAAACACUAACAUCAUUUAUUUUCGACCCGUCAGAUUUGAUGACGAUAAUUUUUUUAACGCUAAAUCUGAAGAGCACUUCCCAUAUCAUUUUAAUGUAGAAAAUAAAACUUUAUACGAUUUACAAAGGAAGCGAUACUUAGUUGAUAUUAAUAGCAACACUUUCAAGGAAGUUUAUAGUUGCUUAAAUCGCCUUGAACUUAGAGAAUAUGUACAUUUAUGGGUAAGUUAUCAUAAAAAUAAUAUACAAGAAAAUUUUCAAAAAAGUGAACAACAGCUAAAGGAACUUGAAGAACAAAAAAGAAAAAAAUUUGGACAAACACAAAAUGAUAAAGAGCAGUAUCAAACAGAAAAAAAAUAUUUAGAAACAAAAAAAGAAAAACCGGAAAAUAUGCAAACAGAUCAAGAACAAUUUUUUACAGAACAAGAAAACAUGCAAGUAGAAAAAGAACAGUUUCAAACAAAAAAAAUGCAAAACGUUGCACUUAACGUAGAAUUACCUCGAAUGGAUUUAAGUUUUAAAGUUGAAGUAAAUACGGGUAAGUUAUUUUCUCAUGAACACGUGGGUUUAAUUGUAGCCAAUCAUCAAGGUAAUAUUGGAACACUUAUUGGACUAGAAAACAGUCUUUUGCUGCAUGAGGAUAAGCCAAUAGUAGAUAGAAAUUAUCUUGGUCAACAAAAAGUGUUAGUCAUUCCGCAUUCAGCAACUGUUGAGCUAAUAGAGUCCACCAAUCAUCAAAAUGUAAGAAUUAAUCUAAAUAAGUUACUUUCUCCACCUUAUUUUUCUUACAACAUUGACAACCGGCUAUGUGAACUCCGUGGCCCAGCAAAUCAUGAAGCUUGGCUUUAUCUCUCACUUCUUCAUGCUGCGACCUCGAGUUCGCUUCCAGAUCCAUUUACAAAGUUAACAGGAACAGAAUCUUCAAUGCGUUUGUUGCAGAUUGGACGUACAUUUUCAUGCAGACCGUUUGAUCAAAGCGCAAUACAUACUCUAAAUAGUAUUUCAAAACUUGCUCCGAAACGCAUAAAAAAAGAUGUGUAUUCGCAACAAUUGCAAACUGUCGCUUGGUUUCCAAAACUUUACUCAACUUAUGGCUACGAGGGUGUGGCUUUAGCAUCGAAUAUUUUACUUUAUCAUUCUGAUAUGUAUGAAAAACUGUUUUCAACAAUUGAAAAAAAAACAAAGCAACAUGAAAACAUCUUUACGAAAAGAGCAUACUGGCGUUAUAAAACACAAUUAAACUCUUGCGCACAUUUAGAUGUUGAAAACGAGAAACUCAUUGGCGGAGUUCCAAAAAGAGAAAAAGCGUGGUCUGAUAUUAAUGAUUGUCCGGAGAAUAAUGUUUCACGUUUACUAAUGGAAGAUUAUUAUAAACGAAAUGGCAUUAGUUAUGAUCCUUCUGGCUUAUGGGCCAUUGUUGAAGUUAAAAAAAGUAUAAAAAAGCCACAAGUAUUUUCAUUAUCUUCCGUGUAUGCACUUGAAGAGUUUGAUAUUCUAGACAAUUAUUUACAGUUAUAUGAAUUGGCUCAAAAUAUUCAUGACAAUGGUUUUGAUUUUUGUUUUUUGUUAUCUUUGUUAGCUUUUAAAGGCAAAAAUAAAGACUUGUUGUUUAGUCUUUUAGCAGUAGUUUUAUUUCAAAUUCAAGUAUAUCCUCCGUCUGUAAGAAAUUACGAGUACCUUAACGAAACAGAGUUUGAUUUAAAAAAAAUACGCAACGUAAUUAAAGAAGAAUUCAAUGACAUCAAUCUUAAAAGUAAGUGUUUAGAGGACGAAAAAAGUUAUAAUAAUUUCAAACAAAAUGCAGUUAUAAUGUUAGAAAACGCAGCUCAAAAACAAUGGGAAACAAAAAAAGUAGAUUUUUUUUCAAUUGGUGAGUCUAUAUUAUCCAAUACCAAUAAUAAUCACACAACUAUGUUUGCCGUAAAUCAAUUAACAAUGUCAUUAAACGAUGUUGUUAAUAUUGAUAAAAUUGAAGAAAAAGUCAAGAAUUUAUUUUUAAGAUGGAAAAACAAUAAUGAACUCAAAUUAUUUUUAAAUGAAGUAGAAUGUAAAAUCCGUUCAAAUAACUUGCAUUAUAAAAAUAAUAAUGCAAAAUUAUUUAAUCAAAUUUACUUUCCUCCGUUAUCGGAUACAAAACGCACUUAUCAAUCUUCUUCAAAAGCGUACGAAAUCAAAAUUCCGAUUAAAAAUCUCGAAGAAAACCAGGAUGCAAUUAGUUUGUUUCAAAAUAAAUCAUCUGCACCAAUGUUCUAUAUUAAAACCAAUUGUGAUACCUUAAAUCGAAAAAAUCAAUCUGAUAAAGUAAUGUCUUUUGUUGAAACUCUGACGGAUCAAUAUAAUUAUUAUGAUGAUAUAUCAAAUUUUAUGCAAACUAAUUUAACAAGCAGUUGCACAAACAUCCAGGAAAACAAACUUUCACAUUUAAAUAAAAAAAACUUUGAAAAUAAUAAAAUAAUUUAUGAAUGUCGAAGUUGUUUAUCUAACAGUAAAUCAAAGAGUUUGUGGAAAGAAGUAGAAGAUGCCUUUAUGCCUCAAAAUGAUAACCAUUUGGACUUUGCUCUUUUAUACGGAGGAUUAUGGAGAAGGGUUACCCCAGUUACUAUAAUUCCAUGUAUAUUACCAUUAGAAUCAUUGGCAUGCACAUUACUUGGAAUUAAUGCUAAAUAUGAAGUUCCACAGAGUGUUAUUAAUCGCAUUGGUGCAUUAAUUGUAUCCUGGACAAAUGAACAAAGAGCUAUUCGAUGUCUUAAACUAAUUCAAAAUAAAACUUUAAAUGCUGCUCUCUAUCAAGAAAUAAUUAACAUAGGUCAUGAAUAUUGGAUUCCUUCCUCAAACCCUGAGUGGCUUCUUUUUGAACUUGAAUCAAAUUUCCUAAUUCGUCCCAUUCAGAUUGAUGUUGCUCAGAGCAUUAUUUCUGCAAAUGAAAAUUUUGUUCAGCAAUUAAACAUGGGAGAAGGAAAAACCAGUGUUAUUGUACCUUUACUUGCAAUUUCUUUAGCUACGUCAAAACACGUUGUUAGAGUAAAUGUAUUACGUCCCCUUUUGAACACAAACUUUGAAUUACUUUCAGAUAAACUUGGUGGACUUCUUAACAAAAGAGUUUAUAUACUUCCUUGUAGCAGAGAUUUAAACUUGAACCCUUCGAAGAUACUGAGAGUUUACCGAAAAUGUCUUUUUGGACGUGGAAUAAUGCUGACAACACCUGAAUACCGUUUGUCCCUUAAUUUAAAAACAUUGGAGCAUUGUCUUAAAAAAUCUCGAGAUGCAAAAAAGCUUUACCGAUUGCGUUGCUGGAUUCAGAAACAUGUACGUGAUAUUUUGGAUGAAGCAGAUGAGAUAUUAAACGUUAAAUAUCAGGUUAUUUACACAAUUGGUGAACAGUUACUUGUUGAUAGUGGUGAACUAAGAUGGAUAAUUUCUCAAGCUGUUUUAAAGUUAGUUAAUAAAUUUAUUGAAAAUAUAUUCAAAAUAUACGGAGAAAACUACAUUGAAUAUUAUAAAGACGAUACUCGAUACGACUCAUUUUCACAUAUUCGUUUUCUUAACAGCAACAAGAAUAUGUAUGAAUAUUUAUGCUGUCUAAUUGUUGACUCCAUUCUUAAUAAUGAGGUUCCGGAAGUUUCAGUAGCGGCAAAUAUGAAACAACGUGAUAAAGAGAUUGCUAAACUAUUUAUUACCUCUAAUGACAUCAGUAAUCUAGAGAGUAACAAACGUUUAUCAAAACUUUUUAAAAAGAAUCCUUUUUUAAAAGAAAAGUUGUUAGUUUUGCGUGGACUUCUUCUCUUUGAAGUUUUACAUAUGGCACUUCAAAAACGUUGGAGAGUUAACUAUGGCGUUAGUCUUUCAAAACCUUUUUCAAAAAUGGCUGUACCAUAUCGAGCUAAAGAUGUUGCUUCCGAAAGAACUGAGUUUGGUCAUCCUGAUAUGGCUAUUAUUUUGACACAAAUUAGUUAUUAUAUGAGUGGCCUUAGUAAAAACCAGCUUGAUGAGGUAUUUAUAAAUUUAGAAAAGUCCGCAAACAAAGAAGUUCAAUAUGAACAAUGGAUUACAUCUAUUGGUAUUGCCAAUGUACCAAAAGAUUUGCGCGAACUAAACGGCGUUAAUCUAGACAGUAUUAAACAAAAAAAAAAGCUAUAUUCUUUAUUAAGUUACAGUAUGAGUGUCAUAAACUUUUGGUUGAAUCAAGUGGUUUAUCCACGAGAAGCAAAACAGUUUCCCCAUAAGAUUUCAACAUCGGCUUGGGAUUUAUGUUUGAAAAAGGAUCAUGGAUUGAAAUAUAAAAACUAUACUUCUGGAUUUAGUGGCACAAAUGAAUUACAACUGCUUUUUCCAUUAAACAUUAGACAAAAUGAUUUGUCUAAAGUUAUAGGCACAAACGCUAUGGUUUUAAGCUUUUUACUUCAACCAGAAAAUAAAACCUAUUAUCACAAUAAUUCGUGUCUAAAUACUAUAGAAGAAUGUAUUUUAAAAAAGCUAGUUGAAACAAAAGCUUGUGUUUUAAUUGAUGUAGGUGCACUAAUGUUGAAGAUGGAUAAUGAAAAAGUUGCCCAGGUAUGGCUCAAGCUUUCAUUAGCAUCUGAUGUGUCUGCAGCAAUUUAUUUUGACAAAGAAGAUAGAAUAAUGGUUUAUGAUAGAAAAGGUCGUAACUCUUUACUUUCUGUUUCUCCAUACUUUCACAAACUCAAUAAGUGUGUUAUAUACCUUGAUGAUAUUCAUACUAGGGGAACUGAUUUAAAAUUUCCUGUUCCAGCAACUGCUUGUGUAACAUUGGGUGAAGGACUUACAAAAGACCGCCUUGUUCAAGCAUGUAUGCGUAUGCGAAUGCUGGGAAAUGGACACAGCGUUUAUUUCUACGCCUCAAGAGACGUCCACACAUCUAUUGUAAAUCAAAUAUCUUGGGACAGAAUUCCAGAAACUUCUGAUAUCCUAAAAUGGGCAAUUAGUAACAGCUGUAAUGCUAUUCGCGACGGCUUUUUGCACUGGUCUUCUCAAGGACUUCGAUAUGCUACUAAAGAAGCUGUUGAAUUUUCUAUAUUUAAAAAUAAAAUACGAAAAAGAAUCUUAAAAAUAGAUAGUCUCCAAGAACUUGGUAAUAGGUGUUCUGAAAAUGAAGUAAUAAAACUGGAAAGUUUUUACGGAGGAACUCGAUCAUUAGACACUGUUCCUAAAAUUGUUGAGAAUAGUUUAAAUGAAAGAAUUUUCUUUUUUAAGGACAAUAACGAAGCAACCAAAUCCUUUGAAGAAACAAUAACCUCAAUUGGAGAAAAUAUUAUUUCUCGCUGCAGUCAGUAUGUAUCUGAAUACAAACGUUUUGCAAGUAUCCUUAACGAAGAGCAAGAAAGAGAGCUUGAAGCUGAGCUGGAAGAAGAACGUCAGGUUAAACGUCCUUCUCGUCAAAAGCCACAUAAACCAGUUUUGUCAAAAGAAAUUGUUGACUUAGUCAAAACUGGUAAUAUAAAUCAUAGAAGUCAUGUUGAGAUUUUGCCCAUAAAUAAAAUUUUUCAAAAUACGAAUCGAAUUUCAAAGUUGACUCCAAUGAAUGGUUGGAGUCCUAACUUUAUGGUUUCAAAGGAGUUUACUAUGGUUAUUGAAGAUAGUAAGAGAGGUGAUGAUUUUCUUUUUGAGAUUUCAUGGGUGAUAGUAGUUUCUCCAAAGAAUAAUACUGACCACAAUACCUAUAUUUUGAUUAGUUCUUAUGAGGCAAAUGAGCUAAUUCCAAUGUUUCGUUUAAUCAAGAAAAACUGUGGUGUAAGAUUACAUAUGUUUGCACCUCGUUUACGUCGUAAUCAAAACAUACUAAUUAAUCAAAAUUCUCUUGUUCUUCCUUAUUCGGAAACUGAAUUGUUAGAUGAUUCUUUCAUUGCUCAACUUUCUGUAUUAGCUGGUGGACUUUUUUUGUUAAAUAAAGAUGAGGAAGUUGCGUACUCGAAUUUUCUUGGAAUUUUUCAAAAUUUUUCUUUUAACAAUGCUUUAGAAAUUGAUGAAUCUAGUUACAUUCCACCAUGCAAAAAAAGAAAAUUAGAAACUCAGAAACGUAAUUUUAAAAAAAAUAUUGUGAAGUUUGCAGUAGAAAUUUUGCGUGCACGAGGACGAUGCAUGGGUUUCACGUUGUCAGAUGUUUGUCAGUUGCUCUUUCAUCGAACUAGAAACGCUUCUUUAUUAAAAUUUUAGUUAAACUGAGAAUAAAAUUUAAAAAUAGAACAAGUGAAUUGUUCAAAUUUUUUUUAAACUUAUUUAAGUUUUGUUUUUAUCUUUGCAUUUUUAAAAGCCAUCAGUUUUGAUACGGUAUAAAGAUUAACGGAGUAAAAUUUUCGAGAGAAGUAAAUUUUGUAUUUUAUUAUGUGUUGUAAGGUUAAAAUUGCAUCUUCAAAAAUUGAGUGUUUUAUUACAAGUACGUUUUA
This is a messenger RNA of Hydra vulgaris (swiftwater hydra), 10657 nucleotides long. The record is from RefSeq and is a predicted model, not a curated record. Lineage: Eukaryota; Metazoa; Cnidaria; Hydrozoa; Anthoathecata; Hydridae.